Molecule: messenger RNA, 891 nt
Organism: Pteronotus mesoamericanus
Lineage: Eukaryota; Metazoa; Chordata; Mammalia; Chiroptera; Mormoopidae
Product: N-acetyllactosaminide alpha-1,3-galactosyltransferase-like 1
Exons: 4
Coding region: 1-891 (296 amino acids)
Biological process (GO): carbohydrate metabolic process
Cellular component (GO): vesicle; Golgi apparatus; membrane
Molecular function (GO): hexosyltransferase activity
Source: RefSeq, a predicted model, not a curated record
AUGGAGAUCCGUUUUUCCCUGUUAGCCUUUCUCAUGCUGGAUCACGAAGCAGAAGAACCUCAGCUCUCAGACUGGUUUGAUCCUAAAAAACGUCCUGAUGUGAUAACAACAACUGACUGGCUUGCUCCAAUCAUAUGGGAAGAAACUUAUAAUAGACAGGUCCUGGAAAAAUACUACAAAAGGCUGAACAUUACCAUUGGCUUGGUUGUAUGGGCUACUGGAAAGUUUACAGGACAGUACCUGAAACAGUUCAUCCAAUCUGCUAAUAAGCACUUUAUGAUUGGCCACAAUGUUAUCUUUUACAUCUUGAUGGAUGACUUCUCCAGGCUACCUCCCAUAGUGUUAGGUCCCCUGCGAACAUUUAAACUAUUGAAUGUAUUACAAGAUAAAAUGUGGAAAGACUUUAAUGUCAUAUGCAUGAAGAACUUGAAUAUGUACAUCAUAGAACACAUCCAGCAUGAAGUUGACUUUCUCUUCAGUAUGAGCAUGAACCAGAUUUUCAAGCAUGACUUCGGAGUGGAAACCCUGGGCAAAUCUGUAGCUCAACUUCAUGCAUGGUGGUACUUUGAAAAUGCCAGAAAUUUCCCUUAUGAAAGAAGGUCUAAAUCAGCAGCUUUCAUCCCUUUUGGAAAGGGAGAUUUCUAUUACCACAGUGCCAUUUUUGGUGGCACACCCCAUGAGGUUUUGACCUUCACUGUAGAAUAUCAAAAAGGAGUAAUUGAUGACAUCAAAAAUGAACUUAACAGCACAUAUGAACAUCACCUAAACAAGUAUUUUUUUAUCAAUAAGCCCACUAAGUUGUUAUCACCAGAAUACAAUUGGGAUCCAACUUUUAGAACUCCUCCACAAAUUAAAAAUAUUAAGAUAGUAUGGCAGCCAAAAAGGAUUUGA